AAUCACAUUCUUCGUUCAUUUUGCAUGUCAAUCUGAUCAGAUUCUGAAGUCAAUGGUUUUGAUUUGAGAGUUGAAGAUAAGCUUCUUUGCAACCCUAGCUUUUUUGUUCUUCAGGUUGAUUUUCUCGAGGAAAAGAAAAUCUUGUUUUAAUGGGCACGGUGGAGACUCGAUCGAAAAACACAUCUGGGUGUUCAUCGCCUUCGCCAGAAAAUGAUAAGAAUGAGCUCAGGGAAGCUCUGUGCGCUUUGAAGAGUGGGGCUCCAGAAAACGGGGAUGGUUUCUCUGGCCAUGGAAACAAAGGUUUUGGUGAUGGUGGGGUUGUUGAAGUGGUGAAGAGCAGGGUCUUUGAGACCAAGGUUUCGGUUCAGAGGGAUUUUGUAGGGAGAGAAGCGGAGGAUGGUUGUCAAGGUUUGGCUGAUUCUGAGAUGAAUGGGGUCUCCUCUUUGUUGAAGAUGAGAGAAAGUGGUAGGAGCUUGAAGUUGUCUUAUGCCGGUGGGAAGGACAAGAAAAGUGGGGAUGAUGAAGAUGAUGACCAAUAUGGGAAAAUUGUGACUAUAGAUGUUCCAAUUGCAGAUACAAGUGAGAACAAAGAUUUGGAAAUGGAAGAUUUGGGUGAAGAAGUAUAUGAUGGAUUUUCUGUUGGUGAUUUUGUUUGGGGUAAAAUUAAGAGUCAUCCCUGGUGGCCUGGCCGAAUUUAUGACCCUUCUGAUGCAUCAGAUUUUGCUUUGAAGCUGAGACAAAAGAAUAGACUCCUUGUGGCUUACUUUGGGGACGGAACCUUUGCUUGGUGCCAUCCUUCUCAAUUGAAGCCAUUUGAGGAGAACUUUGAGGAUAUGGUGAUGCAGAGUAGCUCCAGGGCUUUUGUCAAUGCUAUACAGGAAGCUGUAACUGAGGUUGGAAGGCUUUUGGAUUUGAAGAUGAGUUCGUUUGUUGCAAAGAAAGCUGGGUCUGAAUUUACUCUGCCUUUGGCGAACAAUUCUGGAAUCAAGGAAGGAGUUCUUGUACCUGAAAAUGGUAUAGAGAGACUUUCAGAUGUUCUGAUUGAUCCAGCAGAAUUGCUUUUCCGAGUGAAACAAAUUGCAGAAAUGAUAGGUAUUACUAGUAUUCUCGAGCUGGAAAUAUUAAAGGCUCGGCUUUCAGCAUUUUAUAAAUCAAGAGGAGGUUAUAAAUUACCUAUUUAUGAGGAGCCCCAGCCGAUUCCUGGACUUGAAGAAAGUUUAAUGGAUGAAACAGUGGAUGUAGGUAGGAGUGAGGGUGCAGUGGAAGCUCCCGUCCAGGGGCCAUUUGAAGAGGACUACUCUACCUUGCCAGUGACCCCAAAAUCUGGUGAAUCGAGCCAUUCUCAUGGGAUUUCAGGAAAUAGACCAAAUCAUAGAAUUAAGCAGAAAAGCAUUGCUGAAAUUAUGGGGGAGGACAAAGAUGUUAAUACCAAAAAUAAGGAGGGAGAUGCAACUGAAAAAGCGAUGAUUAGAAAGAAGAGGAAAGGUAAUGAGGAUGCAAUGGCGUCUAAACCAGUGGAGAAGAAAAAAGGUUUACUUCUAAGUACUGAUAGAAGCGUGGAAAGUGCUGAAAAUGAUGGCAGUGGUGGCAAGGAGAACGGUGACAAGGGAUCAUUGCUGCAGUUGAAAGAGAAAAAAGAAGCUUUUGGUAAUGAAAACGCUAGCAGUGGGAGCAAAAAGGAAACUGAUCAAAAAGGAAAGGCCAAAGAACAAAAUGAGAAGGGUUCUUUGGCAAGAGAAAGGAAGAAAAGCAAGUACUUGUCCCCUCCCUUCACUAUUCCAAUCAGAGAGCAUAGGAAAAGAGAUGUAGAAACAGAAUCCCCAAAACUUUCCAGCAAAGCUCUAUUAAAACCAGUGACCAGAGCUUCGGACCAGCUUCUCAAUUCCCCUGCAUCUUCAAAGUAUAAUGAUGAGGCAUCUCAAAAAAAAAUUCCCGAGGAACUUGCCAUGGCACGGGACCUUCCUGGUAGCUCAAAUUACCAAACACCAGAAGAUGAUGAGAACAAGACUAUCGAUACAGCAAAAAUCCAGGUUUCUUCGGGAGAAGUUCUGUCUGCAGUUCGCUAUGCAGCUAUUAGUCCACAAAUUCCUUGGAAUAUUAAAUCUCUUGCAAAAAUUGUGGACUUUAUUUUUAUCUAUAGAAGCUCAUUAUAUCACCAUGGAUCCUACUACAAAGUAUACAAGAAGCAUCAAGCUGGCAGGAAGAGAAAGAAGCCAGACUCAGAUCCUGGGAUACUGAGUAAAGAUCAAAAUCAAGCUGAUCAUAUAUCACCUAGUAAUUAUUCAGAGUCGAAAAAGAGAAGAAGGAAGAAUGAGUCAACUUCAGGCAUGCCCGAAGAGAAGCAAUCUAAUGUAGCUAAGACUGGGACGAAGGGGACUGAUGAAAAUGCUUCAGCUGCUGCCCUUUUUGUCUCAUUUGGGUCAGGUUCCUCUCUGCCUUCAAAAUCUGAUCUUAUCCAACUGUAUAGUAAGUUUGGAGCUCUGGAUGAAUCAGAAACAACCAUGUUCUUUAGCAACCACACUGCUCGAGUGUUCUUCCUCAAAGCUUCUGAUGCUGAAAAGGCCUUAAGCCAUUCACAGAACAUGAGCCCCUUUGGAUCUUCCGAAGUCAGUUUCAGACUCGAGUAUCUUUCUGCAGGAUCCAAGUUUGGAGAACAUGGUGAAAAAUCCAAGUCCAAAACUUCUUCAGUGAAGAAGAAAGGCAAAACUCCAGCCAAACCAUCUGAUUCACUGUCACCAGAUAGUGAAGCAUCCAAAUUGAACUACAUAAAGCAGAAACUUCAGGGUCUAACCUCAAUGCUGGAAGCAUCGGAUGGUAAAUCACUGGAUAUGAAUGCAAAAUUAGAGAGAGAGAUGAAAGGGCUUUUGGAGGAUGUGAACAAAAUGGUUGAAUCUUCUUCGUCCUAGAUAUACAUGGAAUAGUAGCAAUUAUGUAGCUACUCAUAAGGGUAGGUUUAUGAUAUGCCAUUUCCUUAAUAGUGGUCUGUCUUUAUUUGGGGGUCAAUUUGUUUGUCUCAUUCCUGUUCCUAGCUUUAUUUAAGAGGUAAAAUUGCUCAUACCGGUUUGUUCUGUAGGAUAUAUAACUUGUUGCAUGAAUAGUCUGUAUAGAGACCGACAUCCGUCUAGAUUAUUCUGUCUCUUAUGAUAGUGGUGAAAACAGCUUUUA
Messenger RNA from Gastrolobium bilobum, 3165 nucleotides. RefSeq names its product PWWP domain-containing protein 3-like. Lineage: Eukaryota; Viridiplantae; Streptophyta; Magnoliopsida; Fabales; Fabaceae. The transcript is spliced from 2 exons. The record is from RefSeq and is a predicted model, not a curated record. Bases 150 to 2906 code for a protein of 918 amino acids.